GAGGACAUCCUUGGACUCGGUGAUGAGGACGAUCCUGUAUCUGGACAUGGAACAUCAGAGACCUAACUGGGAUAAUCAAAAUUUAAAAAGUGAAGGAAGAUGCCAGCGGACGCGGAACUCAGUAAUCUGCUCAGCAGGCGGCAGAGGAUCAACGACGAGCUCGAGGAAGGGAAGGAGGUGAAAAAGCAGUACAAAUUCGUGAACGUUUAUACAGAAUUCCACGAGCUGUCCCGCCGCGAGAUCAAACAGUACGAGCAGACCUUCAACAGGUUCGACGACGGCCACGAUGGUUUCCUCGAUCUGGCCGAGCUGAAACGCAUGAUGGAGGUCCUGGGGGCGCCGCAGACUCACCUAGGGUUGAAAGCGAUGAUACAGGAAGUGGACGAGGACGGCGACGGACGUAUUUCCUUCCGCGAGUUUCUACUAAUCUACCGCAAGGCGCAUGCCGGCGAAUUGGAACAGGAUUCUGGGUUGGGCCAGCUAGCCCGGCUCACGGAAGUCGACGUCGACGAGGUGGGAGUCACGGGAGCUAAACACUUCUUCGAAGCAAAGAUCGAGCAGCUGCGUAAGUCGAGUAAAUUCGAGGACGAGAUCCGUAUGGAGCAGGAGGAACGAAAGCGUGAAGAAGAGGAGAAGGCGGCGAGGCGAGCGCAGUUCAGGCAAAAAGCCGCUCUGUUCGGGAAUUAAGAGGGAAAACCGCGUGCGCGCGCGCGGAUCGCGAAAGUGGUUGAGGGGGGAUGUCUUUGUACCAUAACGGAAUUAUAAACGGUCGCCUUGGAAUCCUCCACCCUGUUUUAUACGUGAUCCCCCGUUGAUCCGAAUGUUACGUAUUUCCUAAAUAGCACAUGACGCCUCGAAGACGCCCAUUUUACGGCUAUUUUAGGUCUAAGGCGUCUUUAAGCCGUCUUCAAGGCGUCAUUGGGCGUUAAAGCGUUGAUUUCUGUUAGGAGAACAAAAUUGAUAUAUAUAUGUAUAAAAGUUUACGGUUGUUUUUGGAAUUCAUGAGAUAUUUUAUCGCCUUCUUAGUGCAUCGGCCAGGAAGGUCGCGUUAUUAUCGAUCCUUGAGAAAUUGCAUUUUUAGGAAGCACUCGAAAUUCAUUGUCUGUUAACGAUAACCCGCUUGCAUAGAUUUUAAUGUCGAGAAUUCUUGAGAUUAUUUUUAAUUGUUCGAAGGAAUACAUACGGGCACGAGAAAUGUUUUUAUAUUAGGAAGUGGACGCCGAUUGCACGCGUCCGAGACGUUUUUAAUUGUUUAAACGAUUGUACUUUUACGCGGUCAUGGAUCGACGCGUUUUCAACCGGCUAUUAUUGUAGGUACCUUGUGGAAAUGUUUUUUUUAAGUUCGUAGACGCUCAAUUCUAGAUUUCCGACACUUGUAGCAGGCGAUAACGGAGGUUUAACACGCGACUGAUAUUCGUACGAGUACAAUUAAUCGUAUAUAUGUAUAUGUGUGUAUAUUAAUUUAAAACGUUGGUUUGAACUUAGCGAGUAAUGUUUAGCGCACCAUUUCGGUUGAGAAUCACUUGACUGUAUUAUUUGCAAAACAAUAGCUGAAACCUUCGGAACGUACAAUAAUUUUACAAACGUGUUAGUUUAGUAAGCAUUUAUAUGAUUAAGAUUUUAAGCAACGUUAUAAGGUCUAUGGCUCUUACCAAACGUUUAUUGUGACUGUAAUAGAACAUCGAACGAAAGUUAAAGAGAAGUAUAUAUUUUUUUCUUUGAGAUGAAUGGUCUUAAUAAAUAUGAAAAAACCUUUGUAUGAAUAGUAUCCUAUAUUUGUAUUCAUUUAUAGCAGAUGAGCAAGACUUUGAUCUGAAUGAAAAACGAUUUGAAAUUAUUUUUGUAAGCAUUUUCACGGAUGGGCUUUCAGGAUGAAAUUAUUAAGGCCACUCGUUUCAUUGUCUCGAACUGUAUGUACAUAAUAUGAAGAGUCCUAGAUAUAUUCUAGAUACGCCUGUAAAAUUACCAAUUGUAAAUAAACUUGUCUUUUGUUCA
Messenger RNA from Dufourea novaeangliae, 1995 nucleotides. It is a transcript of the gene Swip-1, whose product is annotated as EF-hand domain-containing protein D2 homolog. Lineage: Eukaryota; Metazoa; Arthropoda; Insecta; Hymenoptera; Halictidae. The record is from RefSeq and is a predicted model, not a curated record. The transcript is spliced from 6 exons. Gene Ontology annotation, molecular function: calcium ion binding. The coding region runs from base 100 to 687 and encodes 195 amino acids.